GAGGAGGGAAGGGUAGGUCUCCAACUUAAAACAAAUUGUUUUUCACCUCCCCUCCAACCAAGCCACUGCACCUCUGAUCACCCAUCCUUCAUUCUCCACGGCUUCCGCUGUCGUCGAGGUCUCUCUGAGAAAUUCAUCUGUGGUAUCUAUAACAUAACCCUGAACCUGCAGAUCCACCUGAUUUGGAGCCCAAACUGUUUGCCAUCCUAGGGCCCUUAGUCCUGCCGUCCGCGACAUCAGGUUAAUUUAGGAAUGGGUGAGUUAUGAGGAUUUCUGGAGUCGUUUCUAAUUGUUGUUCUGUGAGCGAAUUGAGACAAUUGGAAGAGAGGAGAGAACGCCGGCGUCGCUAGAAGAUAUGGGUUAUUUGAACUCUGUGCUUUUGGCGAGUGGAAUCCAGGGUGAUGGUUCUCCCGUCAGCGGCGGAGGCCUCAGUCAGAACAGCAAAUUCAGCUAUGGAUAUGCCAGUUCUCCAGGGAAAAGGUCUUCAAUGGAGGAUUUUUAUGAAACAAGAAUUGAUGGUGUAGAUGGUGAAAUUGUUGGUCUUUUUGGAGUAUUUGAUGGUCAUGGUGGCGCUCGUGCUGCUCAAUAUGUUAAACAAAACCUAUUCAGUAACUUGAUUAAGCACCCUAAAUUCUUUAGCGACACAAAGUCAGCAAUAGUUGAUGCAUACAGUCAAACAGACUCAGAGUUUCUAAAAUCUGAAAAUAAUCAUGGCCAUGACGCUGGAUCAACUGCUUCAACUGCUAUUCUUGUUGGUAAUCGCCUGUUGGUUGCUAAUGUUGGAGAUUCUAGAGCUGUUAUCUGUCGAGCUGGAAAUGCUAUAGCUGUUUCUCGAGAUCAUAAACCUGACCAAACGGAUGAAAGACAACGCAUCGAGGAGGCUGGAGGUUUUGUAAUGUGGGCAGGGACCUGGAGGGUUGGUGGUGUACUUGCUGUAUCCCGUGCAUUUGGUGAUAAACUUCUAAAGCAGUACGUUGUGGCAGAUCCAGAAAUACAGGUCCAGUAAUGACAUUUACAUCUUAAAUGUUUUACUUCAUUUGCUCUAAACUUGUAUGAUUCUAG
Messenger RNA from Dendrobium catenatum, 1062 nucleotides. RefSeq names its product probable protein phosphatase 2C 59. Gene Ontology annotation, molecular function: protein serine/threonine phosphatase activity; cation binding. Gene Ontology annotation, cellular component: nucleus; cytosol. The record is from RefSeq and is a predicted model, not a curated record. Gene Ontology annotation, biological process: protein dephosphorylation. The transcript is spliced from 7 exons. Bases 356 to 1006 code for a protein of 216 amino acids. NCBI's taxonomy places the organism in Eukaryota, Viridiplantae, Streptophyta, Magnoliopsida, Asparagales, Orchidaceae.